Molecule: messenger RNA, 633 nt
Organism: Quercus lobata
Lineage: Eukaryota; Viridiplantae; Streptophyta; Magnoliopsida; Fagales; Fagaceae
Exons: 1
Coding region: 1-633 (210 amino acids)
Molecular function (GO): nucleic acid binding
Source: RefSeq, a predicted model, not a curated record
AUGUUAGCAAAAGAAGAUGAUGAUAAGAAUGAGAGAGUCACGUAUUACUUAAGCAAGAGAUUCCAUGACUAUGAGACUAGGUACACACCCAUAGAGAAAUCAUGUUUCACUCUUGUAUGGGAUAUACAGAAACUGAGACAUAUCAUCCUACCAUUCCAAGUAUGGAUAGUUGCUAGAAUGGAUCCAUUGAAGUACCUAUUUGAGAAGCCUGUCUUGGGUGGAAGAUUGUCAAGAUGGUUGAUUCUAUUGGUAGAAUUUGACUUAAAGUAUAUGGCUAUAAAAACCAUCAAACGGAGCACCGUGUUAGAUUUUUGUGUCGAGAACCUUAUAGAAGGAGAAAGUGGUAGAAAAGACUUCCUAGAUGAAGCCAUUUUGGAUAUCGAACUAGGGGCAUGGAAGACGUAUUUUGAUGGAGUUAUGAACCAAUAUGGAAUUGGAAUAGAAGUACUCUUGAUUACCCCCAAUGCAUCUCAUGUACCUUUGGCCAUCAAGUUGAACUUCAAAGCAACCAACAACAUGGCAGAAUAUGAAGAUUGUAUCAUCAGAAUGGAAACCUUACAAGAGCUAGGGGUAAAGGAAGCUGAAGUCUUUGGAGAUUUGACUUUGGUCAUAAUACAAGCACAAAAGUUGUGA